AUGGCUACAAUUUCUCACUACACUCUUCAUCCUCUAUCUUCUUCUUCUUCAACAUUGAUUCAUCUUUCACCAUGUUCUUCUACAUCUUCUCUAACUCUUCCCCAAUCUUCAUCUUCAUCCAAAUUCUUCUUCCCAUCUUCAAAAUUCAGACGGAAACCAACCAAACUCAAACACUUCAUGAUCAUUGACCCAAUUUUGCUGUUUAACGGCUUCGGUAGCGCUUUCUAUUUCGAUACUCAGACACUUCUUGCUACUGUUAGUGUUCUGGCCGCCAUUGCUCUUUCUCUCUUCCUUGGCCUCAAGGGUGAUCCGGUGUCCUGUGAGCGAUGUGGUGGAAACGGUGGAACAAAAUGUGUUUUUUGCAACGACGGCAAGAUGAAGCAAGAGACGGGGUUGGUUGACUGCAAAGUAUGCAAGGGUUCAGGUUUGAUAUUCUGCAAGAAAUGCGCAGGUUCUGGCUAUUCCAGAAGGUUAUGA
Lathyrus sativus (Indian pea) is the source of this 477-nucleotide messenger RNA. NCBI's taxonomy places the organism in Eukaryota, Viridiplantae, Streptophyta, Magnoliopsida, Fabales, Fabaceae. The record is from the annotation of a GenBank genome assembly.